AAGAAGGGGACCUCCCACGUGUUGCAUGUUGUCUAUGCCACAGGUUGCCUACCUGUCUCGCAUUACUCUGCACUAACCUCCACAUGCCAGCGCUCUUUUCUCUACAAAGAGAAAAGAGAAUGUGGCUCAAAUCCCUCGUUACGGAAUCGUUCUCGGAUUGACUCCGCCCUCAAAAGUGUCGCGACUGACACAUUUGACAUUCUCUCAGCAAAAAAAAAGCUUUUGUGGUCGAGGUCCUCAGAAACCUCACGGGUUUCCUGGCUUUCUCCACAGCUGUGAGGAGUUGUCGCCUCUUUAGUGUCGAUUAUGCUGGACCCGUCCUCCAGCGAGGAAUCUGAGGGGGAACUGCCACCUGAGGACGACCCACCCGUUAAAACUGGGAAACCUGUAAAAAAAAGUCCCAAACCUGAAAAGACUUCGGAUGCCUCGCGAACCCAAACCAAGGAAUCAGUUCCUUCUCCUGCUGAGGCGGACAAAACCGAGCAGGAGAGACUUAAAACGGAGGAAGCGGAGAGGAAAAUUAAACUACAGAUUUAUGUGUUUGUGCUGAGAUGUAUCGCGUAUCCGUUUAACGCUAAACAGCCCACAGAUAUGGCUCGACGUCAACAGAAGCUGAACAAGCAACAGCUGCAGGUGGUGAAGGAGCGCUUCCAGGCCUUCCUGAAAGGAGAGACUCAGAUUGUCGCUGAUGAGGCUUUCUGCAACGCUGUGCGCAGUUACUAUGAGGGCUUUCUGAAGAGUGAGCGAGUUGCCCGCAUGGUACUGAGCGGAGGUUGUUCUGCCAGUGACUUCCGUGAGGUCUUCAAAAAGAACAUUGAGCGCCGCGUGCGCAGCCUGCCUGAGAUUGACGGCUUGAGCAAAGAGACUGUCUUGAGCUCCUGGAUCACCAAGUACGAUGCCAUCUACAAAGGAGAGGAGGACCAGCGGCGGGCGCAGGGAAGAAUGCCGUUCAGCGCUGUCUCAGAGCUCAUACUUAGCAAGGAGCAGCUUUAUGAGAUGUUCCAGCACAUCCUGGGAAUCAAAAAGUUUGAGCAUCAGCUACUCUACAAUGCCCUUCAGCUGGACAAUGUGGACGAGCAGGCAGCGCAAAUCCGCAGAGAGCUGGACGGGCGACUGCAGCUGGCUGAGAAAAUAGCCAGAGAGAGGAAGUUUCCAAAGUUUAUUUCCAAAGACAUGGAGAUGAUGUAUGUGGAGGAGCUCAGGUCAUCCGUUAACCUGCUAAUGGCUAAUCUGGAGAGCCAGCCUGUGGCCAAAGACUUCAAGCCCAAAGUCAAGCCCAAACUCACACCCAUGAACAGCUUCCUGGACAUCGGUGAUGAGAACGACUUGCCCCUCUCCAAGUCUGACGUAGUGCUGUCGUUUUCCUUAGAGAUUGUGAUCAUAGAGGUUCAGGGGCUGAAAUCCGUUGCUCCUAACCGAAUUGUGUACUGCACCAUGGAGGUGGAGGGAGGUGAAAAGCUCCAGACGGAUCAAGCCGAAGCCUCCAGGCCACAGUGGGGCACACAAGGAGAUUUCACCAGCACACACCCCCUGCCAGCGGUCAAAGUCAAACUAUUCACCGAAAGCACCGGAGUCUUGGCACUGGAGGACAAAGAGCUGGGCAGGGUGGUUCUUCACCCCACAACAAAUGGGCCCAAAACGGCAGAGUUGCACAAAAUGGUGGUGCCCAAGAACAGCCAAGACGUGGAUCUUAAAAUCAAACUGGCGGUCCGCAUGGACAAGCCCCCCAACAUGAAGCAUAGCGGGUAUGUCUUUUACACAUGUUUGUUUUUGCAGGGUUGGUUCAGCCCAGGCCAGGUGUUUGUUUUGGAUGAGUACUGUGCUAGAUAUGGAGUGCGGGGCUGCCAUCGUCACCUCUGCUACCUGAAAGACCUGAUGGAUUUCUCGGAUAACAACGCCCUGGUGGAUCCCACACUCCUACAUUAUAGUUACGCCUUCUGUGCCUCACACGUCCACGGAAACAGACCUGACGGCAUGGGCACAGUUACAGAACGAGAGAAGGAGGAGUUUGAGGAGAUCAGGAGCAGAUUGUUGACUUUACUGGAGAAGCAGAUCACACAUUUCAGGUACUGUUUCCCCUUUGGCCGACCGGAGGGGGCUCUUAAAGCCACGCUCUCUCUUCUUGAAAGGGUUCUGAUGAAAGACAUCACCACAGCGGUCCCACCUGAAGAGAUGCGUAAGAUUGUGCAGAAGUGCCUGGAACAAGCUGCGCUCAUCAAUUACUCCCAGCUCACCGAAUACGCCCAGAUUGAAGAUAACAGCCAAGCAUCUCCAGAGAAAAAACUGGAGGACAUGAUCCGCCUGGGAGAACUGUGUAUGGAAGUGUUACAGCAGAAUGAUGAGCAUCACUCUGAGGGAAGAGAGGCCUUCUCCUGGUGGCCAGAGGCGAUGGCUGAGCAUGCAGAAAUCUUUCUCUCACUCUACACAGUGGACAUGGAUGCAGCAUUGGCUGUACAACAGCAAGACUCCUGGGACAGUUUUCCCCUAUUUCAGCUGCUCAAUAACUUCCUCCGGACUGACCCUCACCUGUGCAAUGGGACAUUCCAUAAGCACCUGCAGGACCUUUACAGCCCUCUGGUGGUGCGUUACAUUGACCUGAUGGAGUCGUCCAUCGCUCAGUCCAUUCAUCGUGGUUUUGAACAGGAGACAUGGCAGUCUGUGAAGACCAUCACCAACAAUCUGCCAAGCGUUCCUCUGCCCAGGGUUCCCAACCUGCCUCUUAACCUCCCUCAGAUGCCCAGCUUCUCAGCCCCGUCCUGGAUGGGGCCGCUGUGUGACAGCACCGGACAAGGAAUUAAUUUGCCAGAUAUUUUUAAUGGUUCGGCCACAUCAGAAGAUCUGUUUUGGAAGCUGGAUGCUCUUCAGAUGUUCGUCAUGGACCUGCAUUGGCCAGAGCCAGAGUUUGCCAAACAUCUGGAGCAGAGGCUUAAACUGAUGGCUAGCGACAUGAUGGAGGCCUGUGUCAAAAGGACCAAAGCUGCUUUUGACUCAAAAAUGCAGAAGUCUUGCAAGUCCACAGAUUUCCGCGUCGCCUUGUCUGUGUGCACAAUGUUCAAUGUUCUCAUGGAUGCCAAGAAGCAGUGCUCCAAGCUUUGUGUUCUUGACCAAGGUCAGGAGCAGCAGUACCACUCCAAAAUCGAUGUCCUGAUCGAUGAGGCCUUUAAGGAAAUGAUCUCCUCCUUGGUCUCGAAGUUUGCAGCUGUUUUAGAUGGGGUGUUGUCGAAACUGUCACGAUACGACGAGGGAACAUUCUUCUCCUCCAUCCUGUCUUUCACGGUAAAAGCAGCAGCCAAAUAUGUGGACGUCCCAAAACCUGGUAUGGAUCUAGCAGAUACCUACAUCACUUUUGUAAGGCAGAACCAGGACAUUCUGCGAGACCGUGUGAAUGACGAGAUGUACACUGAGAAAAUCUUUGACCAAUGGUACACCUCUUUCAUGAAGGCGGUGUGCGUCUGGCUGACGGACAGACUCGACCAGCAGCUGCAUGUUUACCAACUCAAGACUCUCAUCAAGAUUGUCAAGAAGUCGUACCGUGACUUCAGGCUGCAGGGUGUACUAGAUGGCACAUUGAACAACAAGAGCUAUGAAACCGUUUACAGCCGGCUCACUAUCGAGGAAGCCACGGCAGCCGUAUCGGCCACUGAUGGUCUGCAGGGCAUCACCAUGAGGGACAGCGAUGAAGAGGAGGGUUAAUGUCCCACCUACAUGGACGGUCAUAAACUCGAUACAAAGAGGUCGGAUUCCAGCUCUCCUGAUUGGAGCUCACACUUCAUGCUCCCCAGCCAGUGCCACACUGCCCACUUGUCUAAGCCGGUGUCACCAUGCUUGUAUAAAACUCUCAUUGGCCACUUCCAGACAGCUAAAGUAUCUCUGUCGUUGUGUAUUUGAUGUGCAGUGGCUCAUCGCAAGGCAAGUUCCAAUAGUGGGAAGCACUCGCAGGCACAAAUUCACACACAAAGGAGCAGCUGAUGAUUUGUAAGUGUAUCAUAGACAUGGUGUACCUGAGUGAACGCUAGAAAUGCAGAGCUGGAGAAAAAGUAGCAUCCGCUUAUGUGCUGUUUUUGUUUUUUUUGUUUUGUAUUAGCUUGGGAUCCUCAGGUCAAAGCUUCAGAUAUGGUGGAUGAAAUGCUAGCUGUUCACUGUUAUUUGAUGAAGUUGUGACACUGUUCCACUCAAUAGCUAUGAAUUCACAUUCAGAUUCUUCUGUAGAAGUAACCGUUGAGUGUGUUAUGUAUAGUAUGCUGUCAAUGUCCAAAUAUGUUUCAGAUGAAAGAUGUCAUUGGAUUUUAAUAAGAGCUGUAUAUUUCUAUUGUCUUUGUGCACCUGAGGUUGCCCAGGUGUGUUGAGUGUUACAAUUAAAGUGUUUUUAAUGUCA
Danio rerio (zebrafish) is the source of this 4375-nucleotide messenger RNA. NCBI's taxonomy places the organism in Eukaryota, Metazoa, Chordata, Actinopteri, Cypriniformes, Danionidae. The record is from RefSeq and is a predicted model, not a curated record.